Molecule: messenger RNA, 795 nt
Organism: Ascochyta rabiei
Lineage: Eukaryota; Fungi; Ascomycota; Dothideomycetes; Pleosporales; Didymellaceae
Exons: 1
Coding region: 1-795 (264 amino acids)
Source: RefSeq, a predicted model, not a curated record
AUGAUCAUGAGCUCCGGCACAGCCCAGUCAGUCGUCGACUUUCCACCGCCAAACUUCACAGCUGUUGCAGAGAACUUUCGCUGCAAUGACUCCAAUUCAACAGCCGAACUCGCGUGCAUGCGAGGUGUGCCCUCUCGAGACAUCAUGGCCUAUCUCAAGCAACGCCUCGACAACGGAACGACCCCCAGCAUUUCGUUUACUCCGGUCACAGAUAACCGCACCUCAUGGGCCAAUUUUACUACACGUGCGCUGUCUGGCAAGUUCAUACACAAGCCCGCCAUCAUCGGUACCACCGUGAAUGAGUGGGCACCCUUCCUGCCCUACAACCGGACUCUUGGGCCUAAUCAGACUGUUGCAGACAACGGCACACUGAGAGUCUUCCUUUGCCCAUCGGUCCUCACUACCCAUGAGCGAUAUGCUGGCGGCAAAGCCACUACAUUCCGGUAUCUGUAUGGUGGCAAUUUCUCAAACAUUGCACCAAGGUGGUGGGAAGGCGCAUACCACUCAGCAGACCUGCCUCUAGUCUUUGGAACGCAUGGUAUCGCACGAAGCAACUCGACGCCGCUUGAGAUUACUGUCAGUGAGCAGAUGCAGGAUUACUGGUUGGCUUUUGCAGAAGACCCAGUGAACGGACUGCCGGCCAUGGGAUGGAAAGGAUAUGCCGGGAACUCAAAGGGUGAAAGCGUAUUGCUCGGAUGGGAGGACAAAGCUGUUCAGCCCAUCACGGACAUUGAGUUGGAGUCUGCUUGCGAUGAAGGGGUGCCCAACGGGAAGCCUAACCCUCCAGUCAGUUGA